UCCCUUUGUUAGCACUGGUUCUCUAUAGUGUUUUCCGGAUAAUCAUGGUCUGAUGCUCUUGGUAUUUAUUUAUCCAUUUACACGUGAUGUGAACACAACUGUCAUAUCAUAUGCAAGCGAUUCACUGUCCUUUUCCAACUAACUUCAAACUCUCUCGCCUUUAUAUAAACCCUAGGUACGUACGUUCUCUCGUCACACUCACUGAGACACAAACCCACGUGUCAAUGACCUCGUCAUCCAUCAAACAACCGUCUCCGGUGGAGGAGGAGAACCGCCAUCACCCAGAUCAAGAAGAAUCCCACCGAACUAACAACAAGAAACGGGUUAGACCCGACCCGGGUUAUCGAGGCGUCAGGAUGCGUACGUGGGGCAAAUGGGUCUCCGAGAUCCGUGAGCCACGCAAGAAGAGCCGUAUCUGGCUCGGCACUUUCUCCACGGCGGAGAUGGCAGCGCGUGCACACGACGCGGCUGCUCUCACCAUCAAAGGAACCUCCGCUGUCCUCAACUUCCCGGAGCUCGCCACUUACCUUCCCCGUCCAGCUUCCUCCUCUCCCCGUGACGUCCAAGCCGCAGCCGCCGUAGCCGCCGCCAUGGAUCCCACCACCGUCGUCGUCUCGGAGAUGCACUUGUCUUCAGUGAGUAGCUACUCGACGUCUACGAUGUCUUCAUUGUUGUCACCGUCAAGUGAAGAAGCAGCGUCAUCGACGACGGCGGAAGAACUGAGCGAGAUAGUGGAGUUACCGAGUCUUGAGACGAGUUACGAUGAGAUGUGGAGCGAGUUCGUGUACGUUGACCCGGAGUAUCCUCCUAGUUCGCCUUGGUAUUUUAAUAACUCAUGUUUUUAUUACCACAGCGACGAAACUGGCACUUCGAUGCCUGAACCUUUUGAGUCUUCCAAUUUUGGCCCCCUUUUUCCUUAGUUUUCUUUUCUAAUGUAAUACAUCUUUUAAAACUGUUCAUUUUAGCCCAAUUUUCGCAGAUUAAUAUACUCGAUUAAAUAUGAUUUUAUCAUACAGUAUUAUUUUAUAUAGCGUUAUACUCGGAUUUUCAAAAACGAAAGCUAAAACAAAUCACGCAAUAUCUAACACGCAAAUGUGAUUAGUAUUAGACGAAAACUACCUUUUCUAUUAAGCAAAAACAUGCACUUUUGUGUGCUUUUACUUUUUAGAGAGUCAAACUAUUUAUAUGAUCAAGGUAUAUAUAGGCUGGAUAUAGUUAGAAUGUGAAGUUUAUACUAAAUAACUAGAUAUAAUCCGCGCCGUGCGGGACAUGAAUAAUUUAUUAGAUUAUUUAUUAUAUGUUGUACUAAUUGAUUCAUAUAGCUUUUUCUACGGAUGUUUAUUCAAAUAUCCGUUCGGAUUCAAAAAAAAUUCUCAGAGGAGAUCCGGACCCAAUUUUUUCUGAUCCUUCGAUAAAAAGAUUCAUUUUCUUCAUAAAAAAUAGGAGGUUCUCGUAUUUCUCGAAAAAGUGAUUCGAUUGACGGGAUUUGGUAUGAUACUUAUGAAAUCGAUGAUAUUGAUGAAGUUUAUUUUCAAAUUUGUCUUCUUAGAACGUCUCUUGCUAAUAAACUUUUCGGCCUCAUAUAAGAAUGGAAAACUUGAGCAUUUCUGCAUUGGUGGAUGAAGAAUCGCAAACAUAAUAAUUUUUGGUUAACCAUGUUCCCAGAAAAAGAUACUUUCGAGAAAGGAGGAGCACGGCUGAAGUGGCUAUACAUACAAAUCUAUUUACGGAUCUAUAUGCUUCGAUUGGAUUCAGUUAAUAUAUUUGGGUUUCAGAUUUUUAGAGUUAGAAAUUUAGAUCGUAUCGAAAAUUUACAAAUUUUGGUUUAGAUUUGGUUGAAAUUAU
Brassica napus (rape) is the source of this 1845-nucleotide messenger RNA. Its product is annotated as ethylene-responsive transcription factor ERF037-like. The record is from RefSeq and is a predicted model, not a curated record. Gene Ontology annotation, biological process: regulation of DNA-templated transcription. Gene Ontology annotation, molecular function: DNA-binding transcription factor activity; DNA binding. NCBI's taxonomy places the organism in Eukaryota, Viridiplantae, Streptophyta, Magnoliopsida, Brassicales, Brassicaceae. The transcript has a single exon. The coding region runs from base 111 to 920 and encodes 269 amino acids.